AACGUUCGCUUGGCUCCGUGAGGACGUUCGGUCACUCAAGGACUACAUCGAGGCAUUAGGAAUCCUACAAAAAGGCAUCGGGGGUUCAGGUAUCCUCCGCGACGCUGGGAAACCUCCGAGGUGGAAUACGCGUAGGAAUCCUACGAGGGUGGAAUAUCUCGCAGGAUUGGGAUCACUACAAGGAGGAAAACUUUGUGGCGUAACACUUGACAGGAUUAGGAAUCGUACAAGGACGAUCACAGCACUAGGAAUCCUUUGGGGAAUAUUCCCUCUAGAAACUAGGAGUCCUUCGAAGGGAGAUCAGUGAAGUGAUUACCCUCGUCUGAAGAAAAAAUUCCCCCAAAGGCCUCUACAGGAUGGAGAGACUGGUUCUGACAUAUCUCCUGGGCGUCUCCUUGUCGUCAGCGGCUGACGCAACAGUGUCUACCAUAAGGACAAUAUCUGAAGGUAAAUCAAACAACUUUUUUUUCUUCCCGAGAGCAAAAACGUGGGUUCUUGCCUUAAAGUCGGCUGCAAUACCCACAAUUAACUACAAAUAUUAUGCUUCAGGAAAACAUAUAGUAAAUGAUAAAUGUGAUGAUUGUUACGGAGGAUCUCUCUGGGUUCCAUUUGUCACAAUUACAGAAAAGUUUAUAAAACGUUACGACUCCCCUGAACAGUUUUUUGAGGAUAAUGUAGGAUCUUCACAAGCAAGAAACUUUUCUAUAACAAGCGAAAGCCCAUCAGCUGUCGAACUCCAAGCGCUUCCUCUACCUCUGAAAGGCUAUCAGAUAGUGGGAAUACCUUUUGGAGCAACUGUCAAUAUCAGCCUUCCAGACAAAGAAGAGGUGUGGCUGGCCCUCUGGAACGAGCAGAAAGACCAAGUUGAUAUUCAUUUCAAUUUAUAUGAUGAAACCGGACCUAUUGACGAAACCUUCAAAGCAAUGGUCGAAGAAGGAUGGUUGAUUAUUCGGAUUUAUGAGACUAAAAUCAUUUACGGCGGAAACCUUCACAACUUGAGCAAGCAUGGACUGAAAGGACGUCAUUUAGAGUUUCAUAAUCCCAGCUCUCUCAAGUACCACUUAUUUUCGAUGCCUUUUGAGCCAAAGGGUGUGGAAGAACGAACAGACACAGACAAGCCAGCGGACACGAACUUAAAUCUCAUCCUGAUUAUAGUUUUUGUUUGGUGUGUUUGGGUCUUCUUGUCGUCGCAUCUUGCCUUGCCUACAGGUUCUGCUGUAAGAAGAGGGAAGAAGAAUUAUACGAAGGCUCUCCCAGAUUCACUACAGAAAAUGAAUACAGCAAACCAGUUGUUACAUCCGGUGGUCUGACAAGGCAGAAUUCGUCCCAUGACAGUGAGAACAGUCUCUACGGUGCCGGGGUAGUGAAUCACGGUGUAGUAACUAGGCAAAAUUCAGCACAUGACAGUGAAAAUAGCCUUUACGGAGUUACGCUGACAUAGAGACCGCAGCAAAUGAAGUCACGUGACUUAUGUGAGAAGCAGAUUAUGGUCAAAUCAACUCGAGCUUUUACCAGGAACAAGAUUUGAGUUAGGCUCAGAAACAUGUAUAGAAUGUUGGUUCACUCUUUCGUAAAUCUGAAUAGAGAUCCUUUGAUUUGAACCACCUUCUCUUAUUGUGCACAUACAAACAUACAUAUAAACACACACACUCACGCACACACACACACACACACACACGCGCGCGCAUACAUACUUACAUAUAUGUUUCAUGCAUAUGGCCUCGUGUUGAAAAUAAAGAUAAUUAGUGUUAUAAAAGGCAAAAUUAAUUUAUUUCUAUCUUAAUUAUUUUAUUUUUCAUUUAUUUUUUUCAUUAUUAUUAUUAUUAUUUUAUUACUGUUAUUUUUAUUUUUAUUACUUGUUUAUUAUUAUUUGUAUUAUUGUUAUUUAUAUUUUUAUUAUUAUUUUUAUUAUUGUUAUUUUUAUUGUUAUUAUUUUUAUUUUUAUUAUUAUUCUUAUUAUUGUUAUUUUAAUUAUCGUUAUAAAUACCAUGACCUAAGCAGGCCUUACUACCAAACCAAUCGCACCCACACCCCACGAGGCCCCCCCCAGCCAGGCCGCCCCACACUUUCCUCCUACGUCUUGUAUAAGCUAAGCUUUUUUUUUAUCUUCAUCACUGAUUACAAUUAGCUACAUGAGUUACACAACAUACUCUAGACCAACCACUGGUUAGUAAAGUCAAUCCUAUACAAUAGAAAUUAAGAGAGAGAGAGAGAGAGAGAGAGAGAAGAGAGAGAGAACUUAUCCUCGAGGCUAAUGUUGCCAAACAGGAUUUAAGUUGCCAAAGACAGACGGACAGACAGACAGGAUCUUCAAGAGUUAUCUGAGUAGCAUAAGUAACUCUCGCUCUCUCUGUCUUGCUGUGAGUCGAGUAUCUCCUUAUCUCUUUUGCUUUCCCCGUCACUGUCGCCUAACUUCGUCUUCGUGCUCUCUCUCU
This is a messenger RNA of Macrobrachium nipponense, 2435 nucleotides long. RefSeq lists its product as uncharacterized. The coding region runs from base 357 to 1310 and encodes 317 amino acids. The transcript is spliced from 7 exons. NCBI's taxonomy places the organism in Eukaryota, Metazoa, Arthropoda, Malacostraca, Decapoda, Palaemonidae. The record is from RefSeq and is a predicted model, not a curated record.